AUGGAGGAAUGGAAUCAAACUUCAAAUGAUUUCAUUUUGUUGGGACUUUUCCCGCCAAAUCAUACUGGCUUGUUGCUCUUAUUUGUCAUCGUCUUUGUAUUCCUUUUGGCCACAGUGGGUAACUCAGCCAUGAUCCACCUCAUCCGUGUGGACUCUCGUCUUCACACACCCAUGUACUUCCUCCUCAGCCAGCUCUCCCUUAUGGACCUGAUGUACAUCUCUACCACUGUCCCCAAGAUGGCAUUCAACUUCCUCUCUGGACAUAAAGGCAUUUCUUUCCUAGGAUGUGGGGUGCAAAGCUUUUUCUUCUUGACAAUGGCCUGUUCUGAAGGCUUACUUCUAGCUUCUAUGGCCUAUGACCGCUAUGUGGCCAUUUGCCACCCCCUCCAUUAUCCCCAUCGUAUGAGUAAAAGGAUGUGUGUCCACAUGAUCAUUGGAUCUUGGAUUUUAGGGUCCAUCAAUUCCCUGGCACACACAGCCUAUGCCCUUCAUAUUCCUUACUGUCGGUCCAGGACCAUUAAUCAUUUCUUCUGUGAUGUUCCAGCCAUGUUGCCUCUGGCAUGCAUGGACACCUGGGUUUAUGAGUACAUGGUUUUUGUGAGCACUAGUCUCUUUCUGCUCUUUCCUUUCCUUGGCAUCACUGCUUCUUACGGCCGAGUGCUUUUGGCUGUCUAUCAUAUGCGCUCCAAAGAAGGAAGAAAAAAGGCCUUUACUACCUGUUCAACACAUUUAACUGUGGUUACUUUUUACUAUGCACCAUUUGUUUAUACCUAUCUUAGGCCCAGGAAUCUACGCUCACCAGAAGAAGAUAAAAUUUUGGCUGUAUUUUAUACCAUCCUCACCCCCAUGCUCAAUCCCAUUAUCUACAGUUUGAGGAAUAAAGAGGUCUUGGGAGCCAUGACACGAGUGUUUGGGAUAUUCUCUCCAAAGAAAGAAUAA
Elephantulus edwardii (Cape elephant shrew) is the source of this 939-nucleotide messenger RNA. Its product is annotated as olfactory receptor 2L13-like. The transcript has a single exon. NCBI's taxonomy places the organism in Eukaryota, Metazoa, Chordata, Mammalia, Macroscelidea, Macroscelididae. Bases 1 to 939 code for a protein of 312 amino acids. Gene Ontology annotation, cellular component: membrane. The record is from RefSeq and is a predicted model, not a curated record. Gene Ontology annotation, biological process: G protein-coupled receptor signaling pathway. Gene Ontology annotation, molecular function: olfactory receptor activity; G protein-coupled receptor activity.